Phialemonium atrogriseum is the source of this 1426-nucleotide messenger RNA. Its product is annotated as putative deoxycytidylate deaminase protein. The record is from RefSeq and is a predicted model, not a curated record. Gene Ontology annotation, molecular function: hydrolase activity; zinc ion binding. Lineage: Eukaryota; Fungi; Ascomycota; Sordariomycetes; Cephalothecales; Cephalothecaceae. Gene Ontology annotation, cellular component: cytoplasm. The coding region runs from base 208 to 1341 and encodes 377 amino acids. The transcript is spliced from 3 exons.
CUCCUCUCUGGGAGAUCACCUCAAUUCACCAGCUAACGCCACAGCCUCUGCUAUAACGCGUAGCGCGUCUGCCAAAAACGACAUCCUUCUAACCUUGAGGCUACUCCAUUCAGCCAUUUCGGGUUCCUCACUUCCAACCUGCCAGGCAGGUGGGAAAGCGUGACAAAGACGCUGGAAACACCUCAAGGGACCUGAAAACCCACCAAAAUGUUCAUUGGCAUCUGUGGAAGCAAAUGCGCGGGCAAGAGCACCGUUGCCCAGUACCUGGUAGAGCACCAUGAAUUCAAACGUCUCUGCAUUUCCUCAGGUUUGGAGCCGAAUGGACAAUCGACCACGUCCAGCCUCGAGGAGGCACAACCUAGUCACAUGACUCCAUCAUUGGGGAGCAAGCAACUACCUCUCCGUCUGGCCCAGCAAGCACUCAGCUUCCCUACGGCAGAAGCCCUUCUUGACUUUGUGACCAAGCACUGGCGGGAGCGAUGGAUAACAACCGACAUUCCCGACCAAGAUGCCCUCGACAUGUUCAGCAGGCGCCCAUUCUUCCUGCUCAUCAGCGUGGAUGCCCCGCUAGCCGUCCGGUGGCGGCGUUUCCAGCAGCGAGACCAAAGACAGUCCCAUGCGCAGAGCAACGGGACUGAAUCUUCCCCGGAGCCCCUGCAAGGAGGGAAAGCAAAGGGGACCGUCGCCUCCCUCGAUGCCUUCGUCCUGUACUCGGACGAUCACCUAUACGACGCGAGGACGGGCCACCUUUCAGUCAUGUCGCGGGCGACGGUGCGGCUGCUCAACACGUCGUCCGACCUCGCCCACCUCUACGCCACCCUGGGCAAGGUCGACCUCCUGAACGAGGACCGGCUGCGGCCCGGCUGGGACACGUACUUCAUGGCGCUCGCGUCGCUCGCCGCGCAGCGGUCCAACUGCAUGAAGCGCCGGGUCGGGUGCGUCCUGGUGCGCGAGAAGCGCGUCAUCAGCACGGGCUACAACGGGACCCCGCGCGGCCUGCGCAACUGCGGCGAGGGCGGCUGCGGGCGCUGCAACGAUGGCCAGGGCUCGGGACACGGCCUGGCCACCUGCCUGUGCAUCCACGCCGAGGAGAACGCGCUUCUGGAGGCGGGCAGGGAGAGAAUCCGCGAGGGCGCAAUAUUGUACUGCGAUACGUGUCCCUGUUUGACCUGUAGCAUCAAGAUCACCCAAGUAGGCAUUAGCGAGGUUGUCUUCAGUCAAGGAUACAGCAUGGAUGGAGACACCGCAGCAGUAUUUCGAGAGGCGGGUGUCAAGUUACGCCAGUUCGUACCACCAGCCAAUGGGCUCAUCCACUUAGAACAGACAAAACUAUACCCGUAGCUAGAUAAUAAACACAAUAAUCCGCCCUGCCAUGAUAUCCAAUGAUCAAGAGCACGGAAAGGGGCAUAGAAAUAGCAUAGAAAGC